Messenger RNA from Dermatophagoides pteronyssinus (European house dust mite), 1292 nucleotides. Its product is annotated as arrestin domain-containing protein 3-like. Gene Ontology annotation, cellular component: cytoplasm. The record is from RefSeq and is a predicted model, not a curated record. Gene Ontology annotation, biological process: protein transport. Lineage: Eukaryota; Metazoa; Arthropoda; Arachnida; Sarcoptiformes; Pyroglyphidae.
AAAAUCAAUUACGAUAUCAAACAAGUUAUUAAAAAAAAAUCUUUUUCUAAUCAAACGAACAAAAACAAAACAAAAAAAUUGAAUGAAUCAAUUAUGAAUCGUAAUCUAAUUAUCAAAGAUGUUGAAAUAUUUUUGGAUCGUGAUCGUAAAAUAUAUGAAAUGGAUGAAAUGGUACAUGGUAAAUUACGUAUAUCAUUUCAAGGUGAAUUACAUUUAUCCAAAUUAAGAAUCGGUAUUGUUUGUAUGUCAAAAAUACGUAAUGCUGAUGAUACAUUUGAUCAAAAAAAAUUAUUAGAAGAAUUUUAUGAAUUACCACGUGCCGUUAGCUCACAAAUACUUCGUAGUGGUCGUCAUGAAAUACCAUUUCGUUUUCGAUUACCAAAUGAUAGUGAAUCACCACCAUCAUUUGAUGGACGUUAUGGUUGUAUUAAUUAUUUUGUUGAAUGUAUAAUCGAUAAAGAAGGUGAAUUAGGACAUCGUUAUGGUGUUGAAAUUAAAUUGGAAAAUCCUGUACGAAAAAGUUUAAUGCUUUCUGUAAGUGGUAGUUCGGAAAAAGAUUUAGGAUUAUUUUGUUUUGGUUCUGGUUCGGUUUCAAUUGAAGCUAUAAUUUCACGAAAAGGACAUGUUGCAGGUAAGCUAUUUGUUUGUGUAACUUAUAAUUAUUAUUUAUCAAUUUUUUCAAAAAAACAAGGUGAAACAAUCAAAUUAAAAACUUUGAUCAAUAAUACAUCAACAUUAAAAGUACAACCACGUGCUGCAUUAUAUCAAACACAAAUAUUUAUGUCUGGUGAUCGUCAUCGUACAUUGGAAAUUGUAUUAGUCGAUCCAAUUAAUGGUAGUGAAGUUGAUCCAACCGAAGUAAUUGAAGAUAUAAUUGAAAUACCAAUACCAACAAGAGCUCAAUUAACAAUGAAAUCAACAAUAAUAACAAUAAAAUAUUUUGUACAUGUUACAUUAGAUAUACCACAUAAUAUUGAUUUACAUAUUAAUUUACCUAUUGUUAUUACAAAUAAAAGUUCAAUGUUAGAAGCACGUGAAUUAGAACAAAAACAACAACAACAACAUCAAUCAUUAAAUAGACAUUUAAAUUCAUUUGAAGAUAAACCAAAAUCAAGAAAAAUAUUAGGUAUUGCAAGUAAAGCAAGACAAGCAUCAACUAGUUCAUCAAAUUAUGAUGAUACUGAUGAAUUUGAAUGAUCAGCCAAUUCUGAUAUUUUUUUCUGUUAUUAACCUGGGCCAAAAUCACUCUUCUCUUUUUUCUUUAUAUCUGCCACACCAUUAUUCAUUAUUAU